CACGUUUGGACUGUCGGGAGACAGUCUGACGGAGAGCACAUUUUGGGGACCCACUUGACAUGAUGUGGUCUUGGUUGCCUGAUCCUUCUUCCAUCUGCGGAUCGUGGUCCCUGUAACAGCAGAAGGAUCAGCCUCCCUCUUUCCUCUGGAGGACCACCCUUCUAGGGACUCUGAGGAACAAUGGAAGUCUUGGGGUUUCUCAAACUGGAAGUGAAUGGCCCCAUGGUGACAGUGGCCCUCUCAGUGGUCCUCUUGGCCCUCCUGAAAUGGUACUCUACAUCAGCGUUUUCAAGACUGGAGAAGCUGGGCAUCAGACAUCCCAAGCCUUCUCCUUUUAUUGGAAACUUGACAUUUUUCUUCCAGGGUUUCUGGGAAGGCCAAAUGGAGCUCAGAAAGCUAUAUGGACCUCUGUGUGGGUACUAUCUUGGUCGCCGGAUGUUUAUUGUUAUCUCCGAGCCAGACAUGAUUGAGCAGGUGUUGGUUGAGAACUUCCAUAACUUUACCAACAGAAUGGUGUCAGGUUUGGAGUCCAAACCAGUAAUGGACAGCAUCCUGUUUUUACGCGACAGGAGAUGGGAAGAGGUCAGAAGUGUCCUGACGUCAGCUUUCAGUCCUGAAAAGCUGAAUGAGAUGACUCCCCUAAUCAGCCAAGCCUGUGAUCUGCUCCUUGCUCACUUAAAACGUUGUGCGGAAUCCGGGGACGCUUUCGACAUCCAGAGGUGCUACAGCUGCUACACCACGGAUGUGGUUGCCAGUGUCGCCUUUGGCACCCAGGUGGACUCCCGAAGGGCCCCCGAGGACCCCUUUGUGACGCACUGCAGGCGUUUCUUCACAUACUCCGUCCCCCGGCCUGUCCUGGUUUUAAUCUUAUCAUUUCCAUCCAUAAUGGUCCCACUGGCCCGGAUUUUGCCCAAUAAGAACCGAGAUGAACUGAAUGGCUUUUUUAACAAACUCAUUAGGAAUGUGAUUGCCUUGCGGGACCAGCAAGCCUCAGAAGAGAGGCGGAGAGAUUUCCUCCAACUGAUCCUGGAUGCCCGACAUUCCGCCCCCUCUGUGGGUGUGGACAGCUUUGAUAUGGUCAGACAAGUCUUCUCCUCCACCGACUAUGCCACGGGUCCCUCCCAGCCACACCAGCCCGGCCGCCUGUCCAAGCCGCUGACUGUGGACGAGGUCGUGGGCCAGGCUUUCAUCUUCCUCAUCGCUGGCUACGAGAUCGUCACCAACACGCUCUCUUUCGCCACCUACCUACUGGCCACCAACCCUGACUGCCAAGAGAAGCUUCUGACAGAGGUGGAUGGCUUUCAUGAGAAAUACCCGGCGCCUGACUACUGCAGCCUCCAGGAAGGCCUGCCCUACCUGGACAUGGUGAUCGCGGAGACCUUGAGGAUUUACCCACCGGCUUUCAGGUUCACGCGGGAGACAGCGCGGGACUGUGAGGUGCGGGGUCAGCGCAUCCCCGCGGGCACUGUGGUGGAGGUGGCCGUGGGCGCCCUGCACCACGACCCUGAGUACUGGCCACAACCCGAGACCUUCAACCCGGAGAGGUUCAAGGCCGAGGCGCGGCGACGACAACGUCCCUUCACCUACCUGCCGUUCGGGGCGGGCCCCCGGAGCUGCCUCGGGGUGCGGCUGGGGCUGCUGGAGGUCAAGCUGACGCUGCUGCACGUCCUGCGUCGGUUCCGGUUCGAGGCCUGCGCGGAGACGCAGGUACCAUUGCCGCUAGAAUCCAAAUCCGCCCUAGGUCCAAAGAGUGGCAUCUACAUCAAGAUUGUCUCCCGCUGACAGUGUUAUGAGGACACUCCCAGAUUCAAAGAAAACCUCCCUGUGGAAAUUCAGAUUUGGGGGAAACAUCACUGAAGCAAUUGAAAGGGUGCCUGACAUGCAAGUAUAUAAGAGGUCUUUCCAUAACUUCUCCUAAAUGCUUAAUAAAUGUUUGUUGCACUUA
Molecule: messenger RNA, 1945 nt
Organism: Ailuropoda melanoleuca (giant panda)
Lineage: Eukaryota; Metazoa; Chordata; Mammalia; Carnivora; Ursidae
Gene: TBXAS1
Product: thromboxane A synthase 1
Exons: 14
Coding region: 181-1782 (533 amino acids)
Molecular function (GO): iron ion binding; oxidoreductase activity, acting on paired donors, with incorporation or reduction of molecular oxygen; steroid hydroxylase activity
Source: RefSeq, a predicted model, not a curated record